Phytophthora sojae is the source of this 3498-nucleotide messenger RNA. RefSeq lists its product as hypothetical. Gene Ontology annotation, molecular function: calcium ion binding; chloride channel activity. The coding region runs from base 1 to 3498 and encodes 1165 amino acids. The record is from RefSeq and is a predicted model, not a curated record. Gene Ontology annotation, biological process: chloride transmembrane transport. Lineage: Eukaryota; Oomycota; Peronosporomycetes; Peronosporales; Peronosporaceae. The transcript is spliced from 3 exons.
AUGGCCAGCGAGCAGCAGCGGCUCGAGGACGAAGUGGACGCGGCGCUGGCCGCCGCCCAGCAGGAGCAGGCGCUGCGCUCGCGCGUGCAGGCCGUGGAGCUGCGGCGCCGGCCGUCGGACGACACGGACGGCGCCGAGAGCCACCGCUCGAGCCUCGUGUCGCACCACUCGCUGGCGUCGGCGCAGUCCGCGCCCGCCUCCGACUGGCUCUUGCGCGCGCGGAAGAACAACAGCGCGCGGCUCAAGUACCCGCCGAUCGGCGGCUUCGACGAGGACCGCAGCAGCCUCCCGACGCUCGACAGCUACCACGCGCCCGAGGAGGCGAGCAAGGCCGGCGACGCGUCCUUCGAUGUGUACUACGCGCCGCAGUCGCCCGCGCCCAGCACGGUGCACUCGGCGCCGCGCAUGCGCACCAAGAGCGGCGUGUCCCACGUGUCCGAGCGCAAGGGCGCGGUGCUGACCGAGUGCGAGAAGACGCCGCUGGACGCCAUGCACUACUUCAUGAACGGCGCGCCCCACGUGUCCAUCGAGGAGUCGCAGAAGUACACGUUCGCCAUCGUGCUCAAGCACACGGAGCAGAUUUUCCAUCUACUGAAGCGGCGCUUCCCGUCCAGGUCCGCGGCGUCCAUUAGGAGGGACCUGCCGCAGCAGGUGAGCGCGCUGCAGCAGAAGUGCGUGAGGAGAUUGAUCCAGGCCGGGCUCGGAGUGGUGCUGCUGGACAACGCGCUGUAUGAUAACUACUUGGAGGACCAGCGCGGCGUGCGCAGCAAACGCGACCCGAACAGCCAGGAAGAAGACGUGGCCAGGAACCUGUGCAUCUUGAUCGACCCCAAGAAGAACCCGGACUUGUUGCUGCACGAGUUCAAGCGUGAAUUGGACGAGCUGUCGAUCAAGCGCGGCGACGCGCUCGGCCGAUUGGCUGAGGAGUCGCUGGACUCGCUGAAAGAGAUGUGCUUCUCGCCGGCACUGGAGCUGCAGCUUACGCACAAUAUUAUCAAGAACGCGUUUAAGGACUACGACAAGGAGGAGUGGGUGAUCGACGUGAACAAGGAGCUCACUGUCAACGACAUUAUUGUCGAGUGCUUCCCACUGCACGACCGCGCGUUCAACAGGAAGUUUUUCGACGAGUAUCGCAAGCGGACGUUCGACUUGAACCUGCGCAAGGCUGCAGCGGGUAACAGUGAUCGAUGGGCAGUGGAGGAGUUGCGUCUGCACUUCGGAGAGCGCGUGGCGUUCCUGUUUGCGUUCAUGCACAUCUACACGAAGCAUCUGGUGCCGCUCACGGCGGCGUGUUUAUUCUACUACUUGUGUUUCCGCUUCACGACUACGCCGCUGUGGAAACAGUACGUGGAAGGAUUGGCAGUUAUUGGAGUUUUCGUGGUGUGUUUCUGGGGUCCGUCUUUCUUGGUGUGUUGGGCUCGUGAGACGCGCUUGCUUGUGGAGAAGUGGAAUCUGACCAAGUACAAGAACACUGUGUACGAGCGUAAUGAUGACAACCCGGGAUUCAAGUACACGUGGGUGAAGAAUCAGCUCACGCACGAGAUGGAGAAAAUCCCCAAGCAGCGCAAGAACCACUGGAUCCAGCUGACGAUGCUCUGCUUUGUGCUUGUGUGCGCUUUCAUCCAGUGCGUGUGUCUCGUGCCUUUCAUUCAGUGGUAUGUGUACGCCAAGAACGCACCGACUUGUGACGCAUGCAACGGCGAUAGUGAUGACGACUCGUAUGCGUGUAUCUGGUUCAUUACGUGCUUCAACUCGACCAAUUCUGCUCUGGGCACGGAUCGGUGGGUGUAUAUCCUGAUCCAGGGUAUUAUUCUGGGUUUGCUUAUUGAUAUCAUUUUCUUUGAGCUCUUCAACUGGAUGUCGGAGAAGUUCGUGAAGUGGGAAAACUACGCGAAGAAAUCGGACCACGAAAACCGGUUGAUCCACCGUCGAUUCGUCUUCGUGUGGAGUAAUUGGUUCUUCUGGUUCCUCUUUAUCUCGUUUGUCUACCUGCCGUUCGGUGAUACGAUCCUGAAGCUCUUCCACAAGAUUGGGCUUGGUGCACUGGCGCCAUACGACUGGAACCCAAAUCUUCUUACGCUCGACACACUGUUCGUUACUCCUCUAGUGGUCACGCAGUUCCUGAACAUGCUUUUGGAGACGAUCGCCCCGUAUCUGCUUCGCAAGCUUCGUGGUCGUCCCUCCAUCGGUUGUCGCCAGGCGUCCCCCUUUACGUGGUGCGUGCAACACCUGUCGCGGCGCUUCCGCUUUGCGAAGCAUCAGCGAGAGUCCACACAAGCCGCUACGGACUUUAGCUCACAGGGGACUGCAAGUGCUAUCAGCGGACAAAGUAAUCGUGCAGCCAAGGAUGACGGUGCAUCUGUCACCAACUUGACUUCGACUCGUCUAGCGCAAUUGGUGCAGAAGGACACGGGAUUCUUCGUGAAUGUGCUGCCCAUGUCGGACGACUCAAACAAGUACUCGGCGUAUGAAAUCCUGGCCGAAGUAAAGCUGCCGAUCUUCGACCCGGUGCUGGAUUACCUGGACGCGUGUAUCCAGUUCUCCUACGUGAUGAUGUUCACGGUGGUGUGGCCGCUGUUGCCGUUCCCUGCUUUCUUCAACAAUGUUCUGGAGGUGCGAGGUGAUGCGUUCCGCCUGCUGUUUGCAAACCGGAGGCCGAUGCCGCGACGUGAUACAUCGAUCGGCGAGUGGGCUACAGUGCUCGCGUACGCCAACAUUAUCGGUGUGACGGUUGUUUCAGCUUUCGUGGUGGUCUACCACUACGGAUACUUUCAAACGGACUGCAACUUCACGUUCAGCAACGCCUACAUGAUUCCAUUUGGUACGAUCGACCCGAACGACACGGCCGACCCGAGCGAGUGCGUAAACGAAAGUGACACGCCGAGCUGGCGAAUGUACCAGAUCGUGCUUUUCGUGGUGCUGGAGCACGUGAGCUUUUGCGUGCGCUACUUGGUGAUGCAGGUCGAGAAGACGCCCGCCUCCAUUCGAAGCUCUGGAUAUCUGCGACUCAAGCAGAUCCAGCACCUGACGGCCACCCCCGCUGCGCCGCCUUCGCAGCUCGAGUACGUGCAACGUCUGCGCGCCCUGUUCGAGAAGCACGAUGUAGACGGCGAUGGCCACCUGGCGGAACCCGAACUGAUCCAGCUUCUCGCCGCCUGGUUGUGCAAGCACCCGUCCGAGCUGCUGCCGUACUCCGGGCUCAUCUUCCGAUACAUGGACAAGAACAAGCUGGGCAAGGUGCCGUUCUCCACGUGCUGCCUCAUGAUGCAGCACGUGAAUCACGACCGCUUCUUCUCUUGUCUGCUGGGCCUGUACGACCCGCUGAACGGAGCCUACAACGACGAGAUCCGCCGUACGUGCGACCCCAUCGAGCUGCACCGCGUGCUGAGCGAGGUGUCAUCUGAAGCUCAGCAACGCCGCAGCAACAUGAGCCGAGCUUCUGAAGCCACCGACGCCUCGCGGCCGCGAGACUCGACCUUCUUCUACGUUGAAAACUAA